Populus euphratica (Euphrates poplar) is the source of this 1351-nucleotide messenger RNA. RefSeq lists its product as uncharacterized. The record is from RefSeq and is a predicted model, not a curated record. NCBI's taxonomy places the organism in Eukaryota, Viridiplantae, Streptophyta, Magnoliopsida, Malpighiales, Salicaceae. The transcript has 6 exons. The coding region runs from base 1 to 996 and encodes 331 amino acids.
AUGGCAACAAGUUCAAGAAAAUGUGAGGUACAUGCCAAAUGCCCAGUUUGCAACAAAGAGCUCUGUGCUAAAAGCAGGAAUGGAACUACAAGCCUACACAGACACGGUUGUUUUAAAGAUUCGAAGAAAGAUGAAAAACAACAGUCAGUUUCUAAUGUCGAGUCUAGUGCUAAAGCAAACCCAAAAAACAAGGCUUCACCAAUCAUUGGAGCUGGUGCUCCUCCACAAGCAAAGAGGAGAAAGCUAGUAGCAAAUGUAGGAGAGGAAAGAGAGGAAGAAGAAACUUCUAGUGCUUCUACAAAUGCUAUUGUUAUGACUGAGGAGCAAUAUCCUAUUGUUUCAGGCAUCGGUCAAGCAGCAGUUUCUGGUCUAGCUCAUGACCAAGUACAAGAAUUAACAGUACAAGAUGAUUUUACUGCAAAAGAAACACCUGGAAGACGUCUCAAGGAUCAGGAGCAUCAUCUCGUAUCUGGCUGUAUUAUUGAGCUGCAACCAACUGAAACUCAAAGUUCUGGCCAACAAUCCAAUAAUAUGGCCAUUGAUGGUACUGGAGGUAUUCCUCAAGUUGAAUGCACUAAGAUGGAGCUUACUGCAGAAGAUGGGAAUCUGGCUACAAGCACAACUUCUUCUAUCGCAACUACUUCUGGUUUUGCAGUUAUUUCUGCUGCAUCUGAACUUAGGAGCUUUUUGUCUCAGUCACCCCAAGUAUUGCUUUCUCCUACUGAAAAUGAUAGGUUCUGCUUCCUUUUAAAUGCUGAAAUCAAUGCCGCCAGUAACGAAUGUAAGAAGCUCCGCAUGGGGGUGCUCUUGGCUAAAGUACAUAGGCUCAAGGGGGCAAUUGCUACUUGCUCCUUUAGUUCACGACCAGAAACACUGCCUCUGCAAGGAUACGAGAAUUUGGACUUAGCAGUCUCCCAAUCUGCUAUAUCAGGCUCUAACAUAAAAGCACGAAUUACCUCGCUGCAAGAUCAAGCUGCCCAAUGGAAGAGCAACUGAAGGCCACAUAUGAACAGAUAAAACAAAUCGAACUAGAGGUUUCUACAUUAGAAGAAAGUAAAGCUGUUAUAUAGACUCGUGAACUGCAAAUCAGUAAAGCCACUGCUGAUAGGCUUGAGAUUGACAAUAUAGUAGCUGGAAUGCCUGCAUUGUUUGAUUUUGUAAAACAAGUACCUCCAAAGCCCUGAUUUUACAUGUCAAUAACAAAUUCACAUGACACCAUUUUAGGUCAGCAACAAAUUUUCAUUUGAUCUUGAGUUAAGAUUACUACUGCUAGAUUAGCACAUUCUUGAUCGAUGGAAUAUUUGCUGAUAAGUUAAGUUAACAAUAUGAAAUUCUUGUUAUUUUAAAGUUC